GACACAGACCUUGCGACGCCACUGGCCUUCAUUGGAGAGUUCCCUGGCGACGUUCUCUCCUUUCGUGCUCUUUCCCGUACGUCGAAGCGAUAACUUUCUCGGAGCUCGCUCGCGACUGUCGGUCAUUACGGAUUGUAUACUGCACGAGUGCACACGGUCAUGGCUUCUGGUCAUGGGUAUAGCCUUCUCGUCCUGCUGGCGGCACCGCUGCUUGGUACGUGUCAGCUACAGCUAAGCGACGGUUGCAAGGUGGAGACCCUGCGAGCCUGUGGAGAAGACUUCAUUCCGUAUACGAAGGGCCCGCACCUGCACGAGUCUGGGGCAGAGUUCGACGAAGGAUGCAAGAGGGACAAGGUGCAGAUUCCGUGCACACUGAAUUUCAUCAAUCAGUGCACGGGGGGUCUGUCCCGAGCUGCGGCACUGGUGGCUGUGAAGGCGCUGGAAGAAAACAUCGAGGCUGUCUGCAACGUGGACUCGGACCCAUAUAAAGAAUACCAGAGAGGUAUCAAGUGCAUGAAUUCUCAUGGUGCCGGAAUCCACAAGUGCAUCAAGGGAUUCCACAAUACCCUGGAACAGGCCAUCAUCAAGGGUCCCGCGAAAGAAACCAUUCACUAUACUUGCUGCUCUUACUACAACACGCUGGAUUGCAUCGCUAAGACCCUCGAACCAUGUGAGAGCGUCGGCUCUAAGGAUUUCAUGGUCGGAGUCAUCGAGCAGAUGUUCGGCGAGACACUCAACCUGGUCUGCGGCAGCUACACCAAGGGUUCGCAAAGCUGCGAGUCUCUGCCGCAGCUGUCACAGCUGGGCGCCAAGGAUCGGCGUAUUGGCAGCAUUGUUGAACUCCUCUUGGAAGCAGCCGGCACUAUCGGGCGCAAAAACUAGCGGCUUGCGCAACUUAUUUCAUUGCGGCUUUAUGUAUAGGCGUGGUAAAGGACAGGCCUAAUUCAAGCGUGUGAAACAUCUGCUGAAUAAUUGUUCAGCAUUGCUGCGAAAUUGCCUCUUAAUAGGCAGUUUCAGAAUGGGGUACACCAAGCUUUGUGUUUGCGUUUGCUGCCACGGCUCAUGCGUCAAGCGCUAACCUCUUGGUUAAGCACAUUAUAUUUUGCAAAUACGCAGUUAACCAAGCAAAGCAAACGCUACUAACUCUAUCAUAAAACUCUCGAAUGACUUGAGAUAUUGCAGCAAGAUCGUGCAAACUUCCUGUAAAUUCCAUCAUCGCAGAAGUGCACCAAAUUUUCUAACUUGUAGUGAUACUAAAUAAAUUUUCACGCUCAUCACAUUCUGUCAGUGGAGCGACGUCACCUCCUUACCCCUACUUCCAGCGAUGAUGUAUACGACUAGUUUCUAGCGGAUCGCAUCCGCGGGCAAAUGGCGCGGAGAAAAAAAAAACAUGGCUGGUCCUUGCGUCAUAGGAAACGGUAUAACACAAAAGUAAGUUGAAAUUGUGUCUUCAUAGAAGUAGUGCUUAUUGUGCAGUCAUAUAUGAGAGCUUGUACAAUGUCUAUUCGGUGUUUGGCAGCUAUAGCGCCGUUUGACGAGGAUGUAGCCAUGUUAACGCCUAGUGGCAUGUCUCCAUCACGAAAACUAACGACCACGAUCAUGAUUAAACCGUUAUGCUAACUCAAGCUGUGAUCGUAUAUUUGGACACAGCGAAUCGUGAAUCCCUAGUAAAGAUGACGUCGACAAGCUCAUAAUCAACACUGGCACCCGAUAUGUACUUCUUCAAAACGUCGACACUUAAGGAGAGAAACGGCACGGUGUGCGCUUUCUAGUAAUGGGUAACCAACGCCAGUGCGCUUGCAUACACUACUACACUGCGCU
Rhipicephalus sanguineus (brown dog tick) is the source of this 1821-nucleotide messenger RNA. RefSeq lists its product as uncharacterized. The transcript has 5 exons. Bases 160 to 882 code for a protein of 240 amino acids. The record is from RefSeq and is a predicted model, not a curated record. NCBI's taxonomy places the organism in Eukaryota, Metazoa, Arthropoda, Arachnida, Ixodida, Ixodidae.